AUGGCGCGCCUCAAUACCCAUCUUUCUGCUACGCCACAAACACGCGCCUCUACCGUUGACUCCCUCUACCGCGACCCCUCCGUAGUGCCCCGAGCAGAGCAAAAUGGACGCACAUCUUCCUACUCAGUGAUCAGUCCGACCCGGUCCAUGAACUCAGACAAGGAGAACGAAUCACCUGCAACUCGCGAUAAUACCCCGCUGCGCGGCAAAUCAAGGGGCCUGAGGGUCGCGUCAGCGCGUAUGCCUACACCGGAUUCAGGCUCGACAGAAGGCAAUGGCAGCAAGAGAAGGCGCACAGACAACUACACCAUGUCCCGUUCACAAAUAUAUGACGACGAGCAGGAUGCGGACCAGGAUGACGAAGAGGACAGCAUCGACACGCCUUCACAGUCUCAUCUUCAGCCUGAGCAAGAGGAAGAGGGCCAUCUCAGGUUCUACAACCCUAACCAGGAUCCUGAGAAGCGAAGGCGGCUGCGUGCGACAAUGCGCGAUCAUCAGCGCAUGCUGGAUGACAAUCGCGAUGACCUCAUCAAGGCGCACGAUAGUGGCCUGCUUGAUGCCCUCAGAACGCAAAAUAGCCUUUUUGGCAAAGUGCGCCAAACAGCUGACGCUACUGUAGACUCCCGUUUCUUGGUUAACGCCAGUGACUUGGCAGGCAAAAAGCUCAACAACGCCUUGGGCAAUUACAGUGCAGGCAUCGAUCUAGACCAGUUCGUUUCCAAAUGUAUAUACUUCAUGAAAUCAGGGGGCUACGUGGCGGGAGACGAGGACGCACCAGCCAUGCCAGUGGGUGAUGACGAUGAUGAUGACCCAGAUGGUCUUGAUUGGGCAAUGUUAGGCCGAAGGGCAUGUUUUCCCUGCAACAAGCGGCCACCUACUGCCAGUUUUCUUCUUGGCCCAUUAUCAGUACAGAAGCGCAUUCGAUCAGCAACACAGCGGAGAGCUCGGUCCCAACGACAACCAGUCGGCCCUGCAACCCGGCCACAGGAGAUCAAGGAAGGCGACAUCCAGCAGAACGAAAAUAACAACCUCUCCAAUCUUGUCAAGGGCAUCCGAAAACGACUAAUCGAUCAUACCAAGCAAGGUGCAGACCGUGUGGAAAGCGAGCUCAGCGAGAUACCGGAGAGUGAGAUGGACGAUGAAUCGCAAAACGCCGCUUUCCGCCGAUACAGAAUGGCCAUGACUACAGAUGGAGAGCCUGCUGUUGAUUUACUCGAUUUCGCCAUCAAUCCGCACGACUUCGGCCAGACGGUAGAAAACUUGUUUUAUAUCAGUUUCUUGGUGAGAGAAGGCAAUGCCAAGAUCGUCAAGGAUGACGAUGGCCUUCCGUUACUGGUACCAGCAGCUCCUCGCGGCGUCUCGGAGCAACGAGAAGACAAUGUCCAAAAACAUCAAGCCGUCUUCAGCCUCGACUAUCCCACUUGGCGAAUGUUCAUUGAUGCUUACGAUAUUAAAGAGCCUCUCAUACCGCAUCGUGAAAAUGAAGAGGCAAAUGUCGGGUCGAAUGGCUGGUACAAUGGAUAA
Molecule: messenger RNA, 1524 nt
Organism: Bipolaris victoriae FI3
Lineage: Eukaryota; Fungi; Ascomycota; Dothideomycetes; Pleosporales; Pleosporaceae
Exons: 3
Coding region: 1-1524 (507 amino acids)
Biological process (GO): DNA repair
Cellular component (GO): nucleus; Smc5-Smc6 complex
Source: RefSeq, a predicted model, not a curated record